Staurois parvus is the source of this 268-nucleotide messenger RNA. Lineage: Eukaryota; Metazoa; Chordata; Amphibia; Anura; Ranidae. The record is from the annotation of a GenBank genome assembly.
AAAUGUCAUGCAUUCAUUUAGAUAGAAUGGAGAAGGGUUGGAACCAGGGGCGCACUGACCAUUUGGAAACUCGGUCAGUAGGGGGCCCCAUGAGAUGCCCCUGGUACCUUUUUCAUAGGCAUUUUUGAGUUUGGGCAAGGACACAGGGGCCCCAUGAUCCCCUAUUGCCUGGGGGCCCCAUGAGUUGCCAGUCUGCCCCUGGUUGGAACCUAUGUCUACAUAUUGUGUUUACCAUACCAAUUACUAUAAUACCCUAAGCACUCCCUCC